UUUUAUAACUCUAUAACGUGUCUCUCCUUGACUUAUUUUCAUCAUCUUCUUCUCUCUCUCUUUCUCACCAUAUUAAUUCUAUUUCCUCUGCUCUGUCUGUCACUUCAAUAUACCACUCUGUUUUUUCAUCUGGGUUUUCAUCAAUUUCAUUGUUGAACAUCUAAAGAAUCAGAAGCUGGUUUUUUAAUUUUCAUUAUGGAACCCAACAACAACAACAACAAGAAUGUUGUGGAGGAAUUUACAGAUCAAAAAAGCCCUGAAACUCCAUCACUCAUCAAAUACAUUUCAUCAAACCAAGUCUCUGGCUUUGAUAACACUACGUAUAAGCCAAGCCGGUUAAGCAAUGUUCAAUAUCCACAACAAGAACAGCUUAAUUAUCUGCAAUCUAAAGAGAUUGAAAUUCCUAUUGUUGAAAUCCCAAGUCCUGAAUUAGAGCCAAAUCAAACUCAUAAAAGGAUUCACUCUGUUUCAAUAAGCAUGCCACCAUCUCCUAUUCAAGCUCAUGUGAACAGCACCAAGAAGGUUCUCUUUGAUGAAGUGACUGAUUCAAAUGGUGCAGCCAAGAGUGCCAGCUGCGAGUUGCCUAAACCAGCUAAGUUUCAUUCCCAGCCAAUGGACAUAAAAACCGCGCCUAUGCUGCCGGUUAACCCGAGUGCUAGAACAAUUGAUAGGAGGUUUGAUUCUUUCAAAACAUGGUCUGGAAAACUGGAGAGGCAGAUCACAAACCUGCGUGGAAAGCCUCAAAGAGAAAGCCAGCCAGAUGAUGUUGUGUUGAAGAGUUCUGAGAUUGAUAAUUUGCCAGUUGACCGAUAUUUCGAUGCAUUGGAAGGGCCAGAACUUGAGACUCUUAGGGCUUCAGAGGAAAUACUACUUCCUGAUGACAAGAGAUGGCCAUUUCUUCUAAGGUUUCCCAUCUCUUCAUUUGGUAUAUGCCUUGGUGUGACUAGCCAAGCCAUUUUGUGGAAAACUUUGGCCAGUUCUUCCUCCACAAAAUUUCUCCAUAUAAGCCUAAUGAUCAACCUUAUUCUGUGGUGCAUUUCUGUGUCUCUUGUCAUUUUAGUCUUCUUCUUCUAUUCCUUGAAAUGUCUACUCUACUUCGAAGCAGUUCGUCGCGAAUACUAUCAUCCUAUUCGUGUAAACUUCUUCUUUGCACCAUGGAUUUCACUCUUGUUCUUAGCUAUUGGAGUUCCACCUUCACUUACUAAGUACCUUCAUCCUGCUCUUUGGUACAUUUUGAUGACUCCAUUCUUCUGUCUUGAGCUUAAGAUUUAUGGACAGUGGAUGUCAGGAGGCCAAAGAAGACUCUCCAAAGUGGCUAAUCCUUCAAACCAUCUCUCAGUUGUUGGAAACUUUGUUGGGGCUUUAUUAGGUGCCUCAAUGGGACUAGUUGAAGGUCCUAUCUUCUUUUUCGCCAUUGGAAUGGCUCACUACAUGGUUCUUUUUGUAACACUAUACCAGAGACUUCCAACAAAUGAAACUCUCCCAAAGGAACUGCAUCCAGUCUUCUUUCUUUUUGUUGCAGCACCUAGUGUAGCUUCCAUGGCUUGGGCAAAGCUCCAAGGCUCCUUUGAUUAUGGUUCGCGAAUAGCUUACUUCAUCGCCUUGUUCCUCUACUUCUCACUGGCUGUUCGGGUCAAUUUCUUUAGAGGAUUCAAAUUUUCAUUGGCAUGGUGGGCAUAUACAUUCCCAAUGACUGGAGCUGCCAUUGCAGCGAUCAAAUAUUCAAAUGAAGUCACUAAUGUUGUAACUCAAUCUCUGGCAGUCAUUCUUUCAUUGGCUUCAACUCUCACAGUCUCAGCUCUUCUUGUUUCCACAAUUUUGCAUGCUUUUGUGUUCAGAGACCUCUUUCCUAAUGAUCUUGCCAUUGCCAUUAGUGACAGAAAGCCUAAACAUAAGAAGUGGUUCCCUUUAAUAAAGAACUUGAGCUCAGAUUACUCAAAAGACAUUGACAACUUCUUGAAGUUUACAGACUCUGAAGCAAAAGACUUGGAAGCUUCUGAGAAUGUUCAGAGGUCUGAUGGUGAACAACCUUAGGAAGUCUGUUCUUAGACUAUAUAUAUUUACUUAAUUCAAAUCAUUUGGACAUGUGAGGAACUCAUUAAUUUUUAGAAAUUUAUUUGUAGUUCCUGUGAGCAUGUCAUUUGAUGAAUGAGUGUAAACUUGUUAUGUUUAGUAGUUCCAAUAAUAAUGUAGAAAACAACUUGUGUGCUCUAUUUUGUAAAAGGUUUUGUUAUGUUAAGUAAUAACAGUAAUAUUAUGCCUAUACUAUAUUUUCAGGCAGAAAACAAAAA
Messenger RNA from Cannabis sativa, 2291 nucleotides. RefSeq names its product S-type anion channel SLAH2. The transcript is spliced from 6 exons. Gene Ontology annotation, molecular function: voltage-gated monoatomic anion channel activity. Gene Ontology annotation, biological process: intracellular monoatomic ion homeostasis; transmembrane transport. NCBI's taxonomy places the organism in Eukaryota, Viridiplantae, Streptophyta, Magnoliopsida, Rosales, Cannabaceae. Gene Ontology annotation, cellular component: membrane. The record is from RefSeq and is a predicted model, not a curated record. The coding region runs from base 196 to 2034 and encodes 612 amino acids.